GCCGCCGUGUGCAGGCGCCUGCGGGCGGUAUCCUCGGCGACGCCGUGUGGCGGCCAGGGCGAGGCCAUGUACCGGGUGCCCGAGAUUUAUGCGAGGAGGAAGCGGUUAGGUGGGCAGACCCCUUACUUGAUGGAUCAGUUGGGAUUACGAUUAGGGAUGUGGUACUGGAAAGAUGAAACCAGAACUCUUGAGUUCAGAAGAUUUGCUGCAGAAGAUUCUGUCCAGUGGCUCCUGAAACAUCACCCUCAUUUUACACCUGCAGUAGAAGGCAAGGAAAAAGGAAAGAAAGGCAAAGCAGUUCACUUUGCAGAAAUUGAUGGUCCAGCUUCAGACAGGUUGACAGAUAAAAGACUUGCUGCGAAAGAUGAUAAGUCAGCUAAAGCUUUAGAGAAACGAGGUCAACAGGGCACCAUUACACUGGAUGAUGUUAAAUUUGUUGCCUUGCUUUUGCUACAAGAUACUGAGAUGCAGCGGAUCUGUUCUUUUACAACAUUUAUGAGGAAUAAGAAUCUUGAUAAUUUCCUCAUGGCAUUAUUGUACUACUUAUCUCAUUAUUUGGAAAAAAACUCACUGGAAAAGAAACCCAAAAGCUAUAUGGUAGGCCUUGUAGAGAAAAAAGAAAUGGAAUUGGUUUUAAGUGAAUUAGAAGCAGCACAGAGGUACUUGGCGCAGAAGUACUGUAUCCUUGUGCUGGGCUUGGCCAUGCCGGAUAAGCAUCACAUGUGCUGUGGAAAGGAGAAAAUAUCAGAUACACAGAAAGACUGGAAGUUCUUUGAGUCCUUUUACACUUUCUGUACAUAUGUGGCUUGGAUUGUCUUCCGACGUCAACACUUGACAGAGAUUGAAGAAGAAGUAGGGAGACUCUUUCGUACCAAUAUGUUCAACAUUCCUCGCAGGAGGCGUGAAGAUGAGGAAUCAGGAGGGGAAAAGAAACGCAUGACUUUUGUUCAGUUCAGGAGAAUGAUGGCAAAACGCCCAGCAAUUAAAAAAGCUAUCAACAUGCGUUCUCCAGUCAUGUCUACUCUGCUGCCAUCUCUCAGAGAAAAAGCUCAAAACGUCUUUGAGAAAAAGUAUCAUCAAGUAGACGUCAGAUUCCCAGCCAAGAAGCAAAAGCAUGUGGGAACUCUGGACUCUGUGCCCAUGCCAGUAGUUGGCAUCUUGGGGGAGCCUCGAUGUCUAUUCAACCCGCAUACGCUUCAUCCCCUUGAUCCAGAAGAAAACACAAAAUCAUUUGGGAGACAUCCUUCCUUGAUGGAAAAAAAUAACAUGAGGAUUCAGGAUACACUGGACUUGGUCAUGAAAACACUGUCCUCUCAAACAUCAUGCCCUAAGUAACCUGGUACAUUCCAUAUCUCAAGUAAACUACUUUGACUUUAUAGAAGAUGGUUAUUCGUUAUUAUUAUUAAGCUUUUAAAAUUUUUCAAAUUAUCCGGUUAAAAGUUGAACA
Molecule: messenger RNA, 1447 nt
Organism: Symphalangus syndactylus (siamang)
Lineage: Eukaryota; Metazoa; Chordata; Mammalia; Primates; Hylobatidae
Gene: PPP1R36
Product: protein phosphatase 1 regulatory subunit 36
Biological process (GO): negative regulation of phosphatase activity
Molecular function (GO): phosphatase binding
Source: RefSeq, a predicted model, not a curated record